Cylindrotheca closterium is the source of this 1590-nucleotide messenger RNA. The record is from the annotation of a GenBank genome assembly. Lineage: Eukaryota; Bacillariophyta; Bacillariophyceae; Bacillariales; Bacillariaceae.
AUGGCUCCUUACGGUUAUGCUGGUGAAGAAUUCCUUUCGGUUGAGCUUCCCAACUAUGAAAUGGAUCGACUGCUCUUGAUGACCAAGCUGGUCGUUGGCUUUGUGGCAUGGCUCGUGGUGAUUCCCGUCAUGUUGGCAUCACCACCAGCAGCAGCACCACCACAGAAUGCCGAGGAAAAGAAGCAAGGGACGGCAAAUAGAGCCACCACGACCACGAAGAAUGGGGCCACAACGAGAACGAAAACCAUCAAAAUUGUGGAAACCACGACGAAAAAGAAAAAGAAGGAAAUGAAUGGCAAAUCGAAAAAGGCAAACGUAGCACCAGAACAUUCAGUCAAGAAAGCAAACAAAGAAGAAUCAGAGGAACCAACAGUCAAACAAGUCAGUGAAUUGGCCAAUAUGCUUUGCAUCCUUGGAUUCAUGGUUACUUUCUUGUACAUGAUUAUCGUGACCUCUCCUGAUAAUAGGUAUACUACAAGAGGUGUCUUUGAGGCUCCUUUGUUCACCAGAGAAGAAUGUGACCAUCUAGUAGACAUGGCGGAAACAGUCGCCCAACGCAACUACGAAGCUGCUGCUGCUUCGGAGGCAAACGCUACUAUCAAGGAUCGAGAUCUGUUAGUGAUGGAACCUGUUGGAUGGCAAAAGAAGCGCCACGAGGUCCAUUCUACGACCGACCUGAAUGUCAUUACCGACCCCUUUUCCAAAUCAGAUCGUCAAUGGAUCAAGGAGAAGUUAAAUGCCCGGCUCGCACCCACCAUUGAACGAUUGUAUGGAGUGCCACAAGGAUCCAUUCGGGCCAAUGAUAUCUUUGUCAUUCGAUAUGAUGGGAAUCGACAAGCUUCCUUGAAUCCGCAUACGGACGAUGGAGAUGUUACCUUUAGUGCUCUGUUGAGUGAUGGCUUCACCGGAGGGGGUACCAAUUACUAUGAUCGGCGCAAUCAAUAUUAUCACACGGGCAAUACACCGUACCAACCGCAACCCGACGAAGUCUUUGCUCAUGUGUUGCCCCAAAUUGGUCAAAUGACACUCUUUCGUAGUCCCAUAUUGCAUGAGGGUGUCCAAGUGAAAAAGGGACGCCGGUAUUUACUGAUCGGCUUUUUGAGUGUAGACAAUGUGGAUCCAUGGAGUGAGGAUAACAAGUCCACUGGAUUGUCAUGGUUUGCCUCAUGGUUUUCACUCAAUUGGGCAUCGGUUCGAUUCAAGACGGGGUAUUCAGCGGCUAUUACUACACAUAACACGCUCAAGGCAAACCAAGAUGAUUGGAUGACUGCAGAUGAACAAAAGGGGGAUUGGAUGAGUGAAUCCACUUAUAUUCGUGGAUUGUUCAUUCAAUUCCACAGUCAUUUGACAAUGUUGGCAGAUUUCUGGAACGCACACUUUUUUCAACAAAUCAUUCCGGCCGAUCAAACCAAACCAUACUUGGAAAAGAUGGACGAAGCGUAUUCUGCACGCUCACACAAACGGCCAAGCCACCAAUUGCCGUCGUGGUUCAGUGGACAACAAGUCGAUUUGAACAUUGAUGGAUCCUUUCAUUCGGAAUGGUCGACGCGAAAGAAGAACAGUGAAAAGUUUGAUCGAGAAGAGAUAUAG